Messenger RNA from Anoplophora glabripennis (Asian longhorned beetle), 585 nucleotides. It is a transcript of the gene RpII18, whose product is annotated as DNA-directed RNA polymerases I, II, and III subunit RPABC2. Gene Ontology annotation, molecular function: DNA-directed RNA polymerase activity; DNA binding. The record is from RefSeq and is a predicted model, not a curated record. The coding region runs from base 89 to 484 and encodes 131 amino acids. The transcript has a single exon. Gene Ontology annotation, cellular component: RNA polymerase II, core complex; RNA polymerase I complex; RNA polymerase III complex. Gene Ontology annotation, biological process: DNA-templated transcription. Lineage: Eukaryota; Metazoa; Arthropoda; Insecta; Coleoptera; Cerambycidae.
UUGACAGUUGAUUGACAGAUUACGGUUAUAUUAGGCUGAAAUCUAUACAAUUUGUGUAUUUUGCAAGAUAUUCUAAAAUAAAUAUAAAAUGGCUGAUGAAGAAUUUGAUGAGAACGAUGUGGCAGACGAUUUCGACGACGAUGUGGAGGAUGAUAAUAUAGAAGAAUUGGAACAGCCUGAGGAAGAGGGUGAUAACAUAGAUAUACUUGCUCCCGGACAAGCAGGAGGUGGCGUUCCAAAAAGUAAACGUAUUACUACCAAAUACAUGACGAAAUAUGAGCGUGCUAGAGUGCUAGGAACACGAGCUCUUCAAAUAGCCAUGUGUGCUCCAGUUAUGGUAGAACUCGAUGGAGAGACGGAUCCCUUACAAAUCGCCAUGAAAGAAUUGAAACAGAGAAAAAUUCCCAUCAUCAUUCGAAGAUAUCUGCCUGAUCAUUCGUAUGAAGAUUGGGGUAUCGAUGAACUUAUUAUAAUAGACCAUUAAUAAUUAAUAAUUUAUAUAUUUUUCUAAACUAAGUUUUUGUAUAUACAUUAUCUUAUAAUUCAGAGGAACCAUAGUUUUGUAAAUUAUUGUUUGUAAGAUGA